Cuscuta europaea is the source of this 530-nucleotide messenger RNA. The record is from the annotation of a GenBank genome assembly. NCBI's taxonomy places the organism in Eukaryota, Viridiplantae, Streptophyta, Magnoliopsida, Solanales, Convolvulaceae.
GGGUAUGCCCCUCAGUGGUCCAACCGUUAAGGGUAAGGCUCAGUGGAUCGACCUGUGCACGCAGUCGUGUGGUUUCACUCCUCUAGAGACUGAUAUGCGCACGAGUGAUAUCACCAUGAGUGCUCUUACCCGUCACCAGAUCCUACCUGACAGUACAGACGAAGAGGUCACCGAACACACCAGAACCCUAAUAUGGCAAUUGCUUGGAGGUCUUUUGUUCCCUGACACGAGUGGGACAAGAAUACGAUUAUACUUUUUGGAGGUCUUGCAGGGUGACUUGGCUUUAGCCCGUCGAUGGAGUUGGGGAUCAGCGGUUCUCGGGUACCUCUACCAUAACUUGUGCAACGGUGCCAAGUGGGAAACCAAACAAGUUGGCGGUUGUAUGCACUUGUUACAGAUUUGGGCUUGGUCGAGGAUUUCGAUGGUCCGUCCCUCAGUAGUUCAGGUCAUUCAACAUGACCAUCUUCCAUAUGGGUGCAGGUGGAUCGUCCCCAAGUCAUAUAAGGGAUCCCCAAGACACUGCAUACGCC